UUAUUAGGGCGCCCGACAGCAAUGAGCCUUCUGCUCAGUCACCGCCCGUCAUACACGCAGGCGGGUUCACUGUUUUGCCAGGGUCCACGAUUUUACCGGCCAGUAGAAAAGAAAAAAAACGGAGACGUCAUCCUCUGCCUUUCAGAGGCUCUAGUGGAUGACAUCCGUCAGGUCAAAGUUCGACCGAGAAUAAAACAGAAGCGUCAUGGAUGCACAGGGGAACCCCGGAGACUUUUGGAAGCUGGAGUUUGCAGUCCAGAUGACCUGUAAGAAAUGUGUCCUUGCAGUGAAGAGCGCCUUACAGGAUGUCAAAGGUGUACAGAAUGUAGAUGUCAGCCUAGAAUCUGAAUCUGUUGUGGUGGAGACAACAUUGCCGGCAUCGGAGGUGCAGAAGCUGCUGGAGAGUACAGGACGGAGAGCUGUGCUGAAAGGAAUGGGAAACGUUAGAUCACAGAACCUAGGAGCAGCUGUAGCUAUGUUGGCAGGAGCGGGAUCACUACAGGGUGUUGUUCGUUUUCUUCAAGUUUCAGAGAACACCUGUAUUAUUGAUGGAACUGUGGAUGGGCUGAGUCCUGGACUUCAUGGUAUUCAUAUUAAUGAAUUCGGUGAUCUCUCAAUGGGAUGUGAGAGAUGUGGUGGACAUUACAAUCCUGAAGGUAAUUCACAUGGGAGUCCAGGACAAGCAGAUAGUCAUGUUGGUGACCUGGGAAACAUCUCGGCUAGUGAUGAAGGUCGAGCAACAUUUAGAUUUGAAAAUAACCGGGUAAAGGUAUGGAACAUCAUAGGUCGUUCUUUAGUUGUGGACGAAGGAGAAGAUGACCUUGGACGUGGAUCUCACCAUUUAUCUAAAGUUACAGGCAACUCAGGCAAAGGGUUGGCUUGUGGAAUCAUUGCCCGCUCUGCUGGCCUUUUUGAGAACGCAAAACAAAUUUGUUCUUGUGACGGCAUAACCAUAUGGGAAGAAAGAGACUUUCCUAUAGCUGGCCCAGAACGAAAAAAAGGGCACCCUACCUAUGCACACUUGUAGGGAUAGUGGACUUGUCUUGCUUACUGGAAUUAUCUAGCUAUAUAGUGCCUGCACUCUUUACAAACCAGGAUUUAAAAGAUAUGGCAGACAUUACACAACUACUCCCACCAGCUUCUCUAGCUUUUGGUGACAUCUGUGCCUCAGAAGAAUGCCACUCUUCAGCUCACUUUAAAAGUCUACUAGGCAAAUUGGACCAAUUGAAUUACCUAUAAAUCUAAUGGAAUUUUAGAAUAUAAAGUUGUACUGAACAUUAUUUAUUUCCUGGUAAAUCCAUUGCUUAAAAUGUGUAUCAUAAAAAGUAUUGAAUCAGCUGGGUCCACAUUCCAGUGAUACAUUAUUUCUGUGCCCCAGUCUGACCGCAUGUCUCAGCACCCGAAAUGGCAGCUGUCACUUUAGGUCCUUAGACAGCGGUCAGACUAUGGACGCAAAAAUCUGUUCAAUUUGUCAUUAUAUAGCCUAUAACACUGAUCUGCUACUGAUUCGGUCAUUGCUAAGGAGUCUGUGGUAUUUGAGAUUAUAAAACAUGUUGUCCAGAAAAUGAUUUAUAAUGUAAUGUGUUUUUUUGUUUUUUUUUAAUGAUUUGGAUAUUUAAAUUUAUAAGAAGUCUUUGAUAUUUGAGAUUAUAAUACAUGCUGUGCAGAAAAUGUGUAUAAUAAACAUUUAUAA
Messenger RNA from Hyla sarda, 1693 nucleotides. RefSeq names its product copper chaperone for superoxide dismutase (gene CCS). NCBI's taxonomy places the organism in Eukaryota, Metazoa, Chordata, Amphibia, Anura, Hylidae. Bases 206 to 1027 code for a protein of 273 amino acids. Gene Ontology annotation, molecular function: copper ion binding. Gene Ontology annotation, biological process: removal of superoxide radicals. The record is from RefSeq and is a predicted model, not a curated record. The transcript has 8 exons.